Molecule: messenger RNA, 1280 nt
Organism: Drosophila teissieri
Lineage: Eukaryota; Metazoa; Arthropoda; Insecta; Diptera; Drosophilidae
Exons: 2
Coding region: 133-750 (205 amino acids)
Source: RefSeq, a predicted model, not a curated record
ACUCCGCGCCAAAGUGCUCGAAACUUCAGAGCCCGGGCAAGCAGCUUUGCAUAGGCAAAUCACAACUACUCGUUGAGGCUGGCACACACACUCACACUCACACCUUUCGGCCUUUUACUUUUCAGCGCCACAAUGACCUCCGCACUGGUGCUCCUGAUGACCAGCGUUCUGCACUUCGGAUUGCGCGGCAGCUGUCUGCUGGACAUCGAGCGAUUCCCGGUGAUUCCCGGCACCAUCUACGCCGGCCACAUCGCCUACUGCGCCAUCCUGCACUUCCUGCACGACCUGGAGCUCCUGCCCACGCGCUAUCGCCGCCGGAUGGGCUGGCUGACCGCCUUCCUCGUCGAACUGGUGCUGGGCGUGGCGUUCAUGGAGGUCCUGGCCCUGUGGCUCUGGUGCAGCGUGGAGCACAUCCUCCACCUGUCCACCCAGUUCGUGCUGCGACGCUACCUGGGCGUCUCCACCGACGUCUACCUGCGCUGGGAGUGGGCCAUCAUGGGUGGCCUGAUGACCACGCUGGCGGCCAUGCUCUGGAUAAACGCCUACGAGGCCACGGAGCCCAUUGACUCGGAGCAGCUGUCAAGGACCAAGGCAGAGCUUCACCAGCGGCAGCGGCAGGAGAAGCGGCAACAGGAUCUGCAGAAGGUGGAACAGCCUGCUCUGGAGCCAGAGGAUCCACAGCAUCCAGAUAACGUGCAGCUGCCCGAGGAGAAGCAUCUGCAGCUGCUGGCCACCACCACCGAUUGCUAGUCCGUUGUGGUCGUGGUCCUGCAAGCCUUUGAUGUCGCAUUGGACUCGGGCUCGGGCUGCGAACAAAAGGACUUCGCAAAUCGGCCUCAAUUAGACGAACGAUCAUGCCGGGAGCAGACCAGACCAAACCAGACCAGAACCGACCAGACCAGACCAGACCAGACCAGACCAGACGAAGCAAAUGUAUUUAUUCCAGCCAGAUGGACUCGAAAGGCUCUAAAGACCGUGCCAAAGGGUGCUGGGAAGCUGGGAGGCGGGGCAAAAUGAUGGACUGCAGUGAAAUGUCUAUGAAAAUUGACUUGGUGUCCUGGCAUUGAGAGGCACUGGGGCGGAAGGAGCUGCCAGCGCCUGGAUGCGCGUCAAUUGACAAAUUGUCGGCUCGACUGGCCCUUCGUCCUGGCUUCGUCUUCUUCUCCCACUCCUACUCCCAGUUCCACUCCCAUUCCCACAUCCAUUUCCACUUGCUGAAAACCAAUCCGAAAUGCCAAAAAUACAAUCCCGGGCAAUUUUAGACCCAAACAGAGCAGAAA